Messenger RNA from Penicillium crustosum, 1008 nucleotides. RefSeq lists its product as uncharacterized. Gene Ontology annotation, cellular component: THO complex part of transcription export complex. The coding region runs from base 1 to 1008 and encodes 335 amino acids. The transcript is spliced from 2 exons. Gene Ontology annotation, biological process: mRNA processing. The record is from RefSeq and is a predicted model, not a curated record. NCBI's taxonomy places the organism in Eukaryota, Fungi, Ascomycota, Eurotiomycetes, Eurotiales, Aspergillaceae.
AUGGCUUCUUAUGGGCUGCUAGGCCAGCCAGAAGAAGGUCGAGUCCACUCCAGCUCUAUCCUCCCUGCCAUUCAAGCGAAUUUCGAAACGACUAUUGAACCCCGAGUCCCUCAUUGUCUCACAAUCCUCGCUCCCUCUCACCCCUCCCCCGAAGAAACCGACGCCGACUCCGAUGCGACCGCAACAGAAGCCGAAAAACAGAAAAGGCUCGAAGAAUGGCGCCACUUCCGCGAGGAUGUCUCACUCGACUUUGCCGCAUUCGAGGGCAGCAUUGCGCGCGUCCAAUUUCUCCUUACCAGCAACGAGCAAGAACGCCAACGAUAUGCCACCGAGCGCGUUCAGAUUCUGUCGACAAUGCAGUCUGUACGGGAAAGCACGGCCGAUCUACGCAGUCAACUUGAAGAGGCGCAGCGACUUCUCUCAUUGCGAAAGACCUAUGAUGAAUUGACAGACAAAAUUACGAGCAACCGUCUACUCAAACCGCGCGAAGACCAGUCAGCGAACCUUCAAAAAUUGCGACUAGAGAUUGCAGAUCUCGAGAAGGAAAGCAAGGAUUAUGCCAUGACAUGGGCUGAACGACGCGAGCAAUUCGGUCGUAUUGUGGAUGAGGGGAUGCAGCUUCGUCGUCUGAUCCGUGAUGAGAAAGAGGAAGUCGAGCGCCGGGAAGGCAUGCAGGAGGGCGAAGACGGCGACGAGGGGGAUGCCACCUCUAAGGGCAAGGCUAGCAGUGGGAACACUCCUGGCCCUGAAAACGAUGCCGCGACUCCCUCCCAGCACGGCCAAGAUGAGGCCGGUCGCCCAUCUGCUCUGCAAAUUGACAGGGCCGGGGCUACCGGUGCUGCGUCACCAUUGCGGCAGGUCACAACUGCCCAGAGCGAUGGGGCACAGGAGGACACCAAUAUGCUUGAUGAAGGCGAAGUCUCUGGGGCUAGUGAUGGCGAAUUAUCCGAGCUCGAGGAAGGAGAGGAACUCCCUGAUGACUUCAGCGGGAAGAUGGAUACUACCUAA